AUUGCAUUUCCAUGUUUCGCCACUUUACAGCUGAAUUGUGCCACCAUGACAUCUUCAACCGACCUUCAACUUUUGCAAAGGGCUAUUGAACAAAGCCAACCAGUGAAUCAAGCCUACAAUACGAACCAUGCGAAUAUAGUAAACUCGGCCCGGGUCAGACCUUUUUCCAUUCCUCGCCGACCCGUGCCGGUGAAAGCCGGGGGGGCGGCUGAACAACCUACAUCCUUCUCGGCAGUCUCUUCAAGGAAUGCUCAAAGUGAUGCUCCUUCUGCAGGACAAGAUUACGAUGGCAACUUACCUAUACCCACGCCUCGUUUACCUGAACCAGUCGCUGCCUCGCAACCAAAACAGCAUUCCCAAGAGACAUAUAUCCACCCUACUCCUAUACCAACCACAUGUACUAUGGCCCCAGCCCCGUUGACUGAAAAUACAACUAUACCAGAGGGUUCUUCCAAAUCACCAGAAAGUCAAAAUGCACUACCGACUCUGCCAGGUUUUGAUUCGCCUAAAGCUGUACAGACCUUUCCACCUCCUCCGCCUUUAUCACCAAGACCAGCGUAUCAAUCAUCCGAGAGGACUCUCCAAUCCCGCUCUGUACCGCAUCCCUUAACCUCAGGAAUCCCGCCAAACCCUGGCCCCAUUUUCUCAAACAUUCCAUCCAGCCCAGCUUAUUCCAUGGCCUGGAAUCACCUUCCUACAGCACCAUCCUCAUCAUCUACGCUUCGGACGGACAGACUAUUAAAGUACCUCAACAAGGAAACGGCCAAAAAGGCUUACAAUAGCAGCAAGGAAUUCCUCGCCAAGACCAACGAAAAGCUGGAAAAGGUCAUUAACCCCCUGAUGCCAGUGCUAGCAAUGAUAAACCCCAACAUCGCCACGAUCUAUCAGGUGCAGCAACAGCUGAGUCAGUCUCAACAAUCACAGCAGAAUGGUUCAGGUAUCGAUUCAUUGGCAGCAAUGCUGAGCGUCCAGGCUGCGGCAGCGCUGGCAGGGCAGUAUUCUGGUGGACUUGGUGACUUUGGCGUGAUGACAACAGCGUUGAAUCAACCCAAUAUAUCCAGCCUCUACAGUGGUGAAAAAAAUCAAAAUUUCCCUUUUGAUUCUACGUUCCUGCAGGAUCAACAAGGUAUUGUUGCUGGAGAUAUCUUGUCGAGUUUAACUGCCACCGGGCUUUUUCAGCCCUCAAUGUCACAGGAGUGUUUCACUCCGCCGUAUCAAGACAUACUAUCCGCAUAUACACAGCAGCAACAAAACUCUGCAACGGAAAUGUUUCUGUCGGCUCUGAGGACUGGUGGAGUUUCAGAUCAAUCCACAAAUCAAGAGGCAAUAUCUGCUUACAUACAACAGCAAGCGGAUGCUUCUACAGCGAACUUGAUGUCAACCAUGAGCGGCAGUGAAGGAAUAGGACAGUCUUCGCCAUCUCAGUCAAACCUAGACAUGAUUACUGGAUUUAUACAGCAGCAGACAGAUGCCUCGACGGAAAACCUCAUGUCAAUAUUGAACUCUACUGGAUCGCCGGGAAUGCAGUAUAUGUCGUUCAUUUUGCAACAACAGCAGCUGCAGCAGCAAACUCAGCCCGAUGCUCAGCCAAGCUUGACCACGCCCUUCACGUCCCCGCCGUCAGCAAACAGUGUUCCACCUCAGAAUACCUGCCAGCCAAUCUCUGGACAGCAAGAGGAACAGGCGCAGGCAGAGGCACAGACACCAAUCCCAUCAAAUCCACCUCCAUCUACCUCUUCCCCUUUACAAUUCCAAUCCCAAUCCCAACCUCCAACCCUCCCCAACCCCAAAACCUGGCCCCAUCAUCGUGCCCGCAUCUUCGGCCUUGAGCACAUCCUCCUCCCACCCCGCCACACCAACCUCCGCACACCGCACCCGCACCUCAUCAUCGGCGACUUGGCCCACCUGUAUGGCGGGGGCAGCUUCGAGAUCAGACUCCUGUACACAACAUCCCAGAUCCAAACCGCCGUCGAGGCAAUUGGGGACCUAACUACGGAUGAUUGCAGGACGGUUCUUGUGCCGGCUUGUGUGAUGGAGUUUGGGAUCCCUACUGGAGGCGUGAAUGUGGGGUGUGUUGUCUGUGCUAAUCAGACCGGCGGUGAGGAUGAGGCAGAGGAAGGCGGAGGGAGAGGGGGAGCGGACAAGGGGGCGCUGGUCAUGUACAGGGCGAUAGUCAGCUCGCCGUAUGGGCAUGGUGUGGCGGUGUCGCUAUAUGUGCCAGUAAAGCAUAUUGCGGUGGCGAGCAAAGUAGCGGCUACUAUGCUGUCGUCGAUUAGGUGGAUCGAUCGCUCGGUGCUGUGCAAAUCGGUCUCUAGUCAGCUUAUGGGGACGUGGAGGUCCUACUCACACAUGUCCUUAAAUGGCGGCCAUGAUAGUGUGGCAGAAAUGAAGGAGUUGUGCUUCAUGGCCGAUGGACAGUAUACAUAUGAUCGAGCUUGCCAGGCUAUUGGGGACGAUCGGAGGAAUGGGGGAAGUGAGUCCGGUUCAAACCAUAUAAGCGGUAGUUUUGAAUUGUAUGACUAUGAAAAAGGGACUGUUCAUCUGGUACUUGCCAAGACGGAUAAGGACAGUGUGGAGGUACGGGCUGUCGAGUUGAGGGGCAAUGUCAUGGUUAUUAAUGCGAAGGAGUACUUUAGAGUUUGAGAC
Molecule: messenger RNA, 2646 nt
Organism: Pseudomassariella vexata
Lineage: Eukaryota; Fungi; Ascomycota; Sordariomycetes; Amphisphaeriales; Pseudomassariaceae
Exons: 1
Coding region: 46-2643 (865 amino acids)
Source: RefSeq, a predicted model, not a curated record